CAUUGUUUACUGCACUGCAACAGAAAUGAUGCAUUAAGUCUUAUCUAUGCAGAUGCGAGCGCUUAUUUCGCAAAUAAUUAAAAUUGUUUAGUUUUAACUCGUUCGCCAUGAGUGAUCAACGCGUUGACUAACUUGGGUCAACUUGUGACUAACUUUAACUACAUAAAUUCCAACAAUUUUUCGGCGAAUUUAAGAGGAAAACUUGAUCCUGAAACCACCCUUACUAACGAGACGAUUAGUGAUGUUUAUAAUAACUGGUGUGCAAAUUGGGUAGAGCAAUUUAGUGAGAUUACAAACACAAACUGGAUAGUUCGGUAUACAUUUCCAAACAAAACGAAAUAUCUCUAUCGUAAGGUAUACACUUGUCAUCACAACAAUUUCGAUAAAGUUAAAAAAAGAAAACGGGAAGACACAAGACAGCGGGCCAAAGACUGUAAUGCAAAAAUAAGUAUACUUUUUAAGAAAAUCAAUCGCAAUACGAUACGAAAUGAUAGGUAUUUGAAGAAAGGACUUAACAUAGUGAUCGAGAUCUUAUUUCAACAUUCACAUGCAGUAGCUGUAGCAGAAGCCUUUAGUUACUUGCGAACUUUAAGGGAUACCGAGGAAACGUUUUACAAUUAUUUUGAGGAUGGUAUGACUCCUGCAGUUGCGAAAAACUUCCAUGAAAUAUCUCUUGAAAAUGGAAACGAAGAAUCUGAAAUUGCAAAAAUUCUAGCUAAUGCCCAAGUAAAUCCAACAGAGAGACAAAUAAAACAUUUGUACUCAAAAUGGAGGAGGGCAAAUUUUGGAGGUAGAGAAGCUUUUGAUAUGUUGGCUGUCUUAAAGAAAAAAAGAGAAUGCUACGAAGAAAAAAAUAUUAAAGUCAUUAUACAGGAAAAUCCACUGAUCGUUGUUGUCUUAACUCCUAUUAUGAUGAGAGCUCAUUCCCAGGAGUUUGCACAUGAAAUGGUAUUCGUAGACUCUAGUGGUUCCUGUGACCAAACAAGUACAUGCGUUACAUUUUUAUUUUGCGCAACAAAAAUUGGAGCCAUCCCACUUGCUUGCAUUCUUCAUACCGAGCAAACUGAAAAAAACUACACCGAGGCCUUUAAAUUAUUACGAGAUUCUUUGAAAACUGAUGGCUUUGGGGGCUAUGGUUUCCCUCAAAUUUUAAUGAGUGAUGACUCUGCUGCUGAAAGAAAUGCGCUGGAAUCAGUUUUUCCCGAGUCUCGCAAGUUACUUUGCAUUUUUCAUCUUCUUCAGGCUUUUUGGCGUUGGUUGUGGAACAGCAAGAAUGAUAUUGGGAAACAAGACCGAAAACACAUUAUGGCACAUUUUCGCAGGGUGUUAUACGCCACCACAAAUGACGAGUUGAGUGAAAAUUUCAGCAAAUUUAUGAAUGAUGAAGUUAUAAAAAAGUAUGGUAAUUUGAAAUUUUAUAUUUUGGACUACUGGGCUCGAAAAGAGGAAUGGUCGCUGGCUUGUAGAAGCAAUUUAUUGACGCGAGGGAAUAACACGAACAAUUACGUGGAAGCUUCGAUCAGAAUUUUUAAAGAUAUAGUCCUAGAAAGGUGCAAAGCCUUUAAUUCGUGUGCGCUCAUUGACUUCAUUGCAAGAGUUUUGGAGUCUUACCACAAGAGACACCUACUUUCUUUUGCUAAUUUUCGAAGUUCCAAAAAUGAAUUAGCGUUUAGACGCAUGUUAAAAUCAUCCGCGUUAUUGUCGGUAGAAGAAGUAGAUGCUAGAACUUGUUUGGUAUCUUCUGAAAAUGAUGAAAAUCUUUUCUAUACUGUUCAUUUGGAUGUUGGGUUUUGCGAUUGCGUCUACGGGCAAGGAGGAAGAUUUUGCAAGCAUCUAUGUGCCAUACAAAAUAAAUUUGGUAAAAUUUUUCCAACAUCCCCUCGAUUAACUAUUGGGGAUAGGAAGUUAUACGCCGAAAUAGCACUUGGACCAGAUGCCCCGAAAGAUUUUUAUAAUGACAUGGAGGAAGAAAUCGAAAAACAGGAUGAGGUCACACAAUACACCGUAGCGAAUGAAGAGGAUCGAAUUGGAGCAACCACGGAAUCACCAAACGGCGAAGAACCGAUUCAGCACCUACAUGGAGUUCAUUCAUCCGCAGUUGAAGAGUUAUUUACACAUUUCGAAAAACUUAGAGAUGUUGCAAAAAAUUGCAAAACACCCGAGAUGACAAACGGCAUAUUGAAAUUAAACAAAGUCAUUAGACAAAUUUCGACUCCGAUGCAAAUGUUAAAUUACAUUCACAGCGUUAAACAAUCCCAAAGAACCCGUAAAAUCGGAGUUCAGGCCACUGCAAUCAGCCGAAGAAAAUUACGCCCUGGCUUAACUUCAGGAGCAAAGCGUCGACAAGCUGGACGUCCUUCUGCGCUUGAAAACAAUCAAACAAAAAAACGACGGCACAAUCUGGGGCUGAACAUAACACAUAAUAGACCAAAUGCAAAAUCGCAUUAA
Molecule: messenger RNA, 2448 nt
Organism: Photinus pyralis (common eastern firefly)
Lineage: Eukaryota; Metazoa; Arthropoda; Insecta; Coleoptera; Lampyridae
Exons: 4
Coding region: 634-2448 (604 amino acids)
Molecular function (GO): zinc ion binding
Source: RefSeq, a predicted model, not a curated record